Messenger RNA from Naumovozyma dairenensis CBS 421, 1608 nucleotides. RefSeq names its product putative protein kinase YPK3 (gene YPK3). The transcript has a single exon. Gene Ontology annotation, molecular function: protein serine/threonine kinase activity; ATP binding. Lineage: Eukaryota; Fungi; Ascomycota; Saccharomycetes; Saccharomycetales; Saccharomycetaceae. The record is from RefSeq and is a predicted model, not a curated record. Gene Ontology annotation, biological process: protein phosphorylation. Bases 1 to 1608 code for a protein of 535 amino acids.
AUGAUAUUUGCUUUAGAUGAAGAACUACAAAAAUUAAACCUAAAUCCAUCAACGUCAUCACCAUCACCAGGAGACAUCGAGCCCAAUCUACCAACAUUCCACAGGUCAGAAGUGGAAGAAACUUUGGAGACUGAUGAUGAAUUAGAUAUAACAAAUCCACCACAUUUGAAUGGACAGCCAAUCCCAUUUACUAGCUCGAAAAUUGGGACAAGAAGAAGAUCAUCACGUAUUGAUAAAUUCCCUGUAUUGACCCCCACAAACGUUAAACAUAUUCCCUUAACAUACGAUCAUAAUGAUGACGUAGUUGAAGAAGAAUUAGAACGCUCCUCUACUCAUAUAGAUACUUUAGCUAUCCCAAUCCCUAGUACGACAGAGAAGAAGAACAGGAAGAAAAGUGUAAGUAGAACUGUGCGUGAUUUUAAACCUGUAAGAGUCUUAGGACAAGGUGCGUAUGGUAAAGUUUUAUUAGUGAAGGAUAAGAGUUCAAGUAAACUUUAUGCUAUGAAACAAUUAAGAAAGGCAGAAAUAUUAAUUACACAAGAUGUCACCAAGACGAAGCAAGAAGAAAAUGAAGAAGAUGAAGAGAAGAAGUUACAAAAGAGACUUGAAAGGACAUUUGCUGAAAGAUCAAUUUUGUCUGAAUUGGAACAUCCAAAUAUUGUUAAAUUGUUUUAUUCAUUUCAUGAUAAUUCUAAAUUAUAUCUAUUAUUACAAUAUAUUCCUGGUGGUGAAUUGUUUUUCCAUUUGAAAGAGUAUGGUACGUUGGAUGAAACUACUGUUGCAUAUUAUGCUGCUGAAAUUAGUUGCGCUUUGAAAUUCUUGCAUGAUAAAGGCAUCGUUUAUAGAGAUUUGAAGCCUGAGAAUUGUUUAUUAAAUGAAACAGGUCAUUUAGUCUUAACUGAUUUUGGAUUGAGUAAGAAAAGUGUUUCACAAGAGGUUAAUUCAGAGUUAAAUAGUGAAGAUACUGAUACACCCACAGAACAAAUAGGUGAGAAUGUUGAUACGCUACACUCGAUUAUCGGAACACCUGAAUAUUGUGCUCCAGAAAUUUUAAAAGGGUUACCAUAUGAUAGAAAUUGUGAUUGGUAUUCAUUAGGUUGUUUAUUAUAUGAUAUGCUUUCAGGUAAACCACCUUAUACUGGGGUCGAUCAUAAAGUCAUCUUAAAUAAGAUUCAAAAGGAUAAGACAGGUCCAAAAAUCCCAUUCUAUUUAAGUGAUGGUAUGAAAGAUAUGCUAACUUGGUUGUUGAAAAAGGAUAGAAGUAAAAGAUGGGAUGUUGAUAAAUAUUGGGCACCAAUUGCAAAUAACAAUAAGAAAUUAAAGAAGAAAAAUGGUAAAGAACGUACAAGUGAUUUCCAAAGUCAUUUCAUCUUUAGAAAGAUUGAUUGGAACCUAUUAGAAUCUGGAGAAUUACAAAAGACUACUAUGGGUCCUAUUGUACCAAUUAUUACUGAUUUGGAAUUGGCCGAAAAUUUCGAUUCUGAAUUCACUUCAAUGUCCUAUGAAAACUUUGAUGAAGAUAUUUUGAAUAAUGAUACGAAUUCCAUUGAUAUGUUUCAAGGAUUUAGUUAUAAAGCAAGUGGAAGUUACUUAGAGAAGUAUUUUUGA